Centrocercus urophasianus (Greater sage-grouse) is the source of this 3027-nucleotide messenger RNA. It is a transcript of the gene TGOLN2, whose product is annotated as trans-golgi network protein 2. The record is from RefSeq and is a predicted model, not a curated record. Bases 60 to 1142 code for a protein of 360 amino acids. Lineage: Eukaryota; Metazoa; Chordata; Aves; Galliformes; Phasianidae. The transcript has 5 exons.
UUCCUAGCGGAACCGGAAGCGGAAGCAGGCCGUAGCCGGGUGAGAGGAGAGGGGUCGGCAUGGCGCUGCGGCUGCUCUCGCUUUUGCUGCUGCUGCUGCUGCUGCUUGGCAUCGCUGCCGAGACCACAAACCGGGAUGGUGUCGCGACCGGGACCGCAGGUGUUGAGCAGGGAUCAGAGAACUCAAAGUCCACCAAGCCUUCAAGCGCUGGAGAAGACAGCAAUGCACGUAAUGGAGAUAAUGGAGGGGCAACGGGUGAGAAAGGAGGUGCAGGUGAUACAGAUCAAAGCAAAGUUCUGAGAAAGGAGGAGGAGAACCGGCACAAAGAGACAGGGGAACAAGAUGAGAAAGGGAAACAAGGCACUCAGGGCCAAGACACCAGCCAGAGCAGCAACAACGAUAAUAAUCCAUCUGGCAGUAACACUGCUAGCCAACCCAACACCCAGAACAGCAACAGCCAAACUGACACCCAUGAUGGUGCCCACGAGCAAAACACCUCCAACAACAACCGUCAGGACAGCAAGACAGGCAGCCAAGGCAAUCCGACCAAGCAAAAUGGCAACACUGCUGGCCAAAAUGGCCAGAAGGAGCAUAGUGACAGCACCAACAGCCAGACCAAUGAACACCAGGACAGCACCAACAACCAGAAUAAUGAACACCAGGACAACACCAACAACCAGAAUAAUGAACACCAGGACAACACCAACAGCCAGGAUGACCAGCAAAGCAGCAGCAACCAGCAACAUGACAAUGCCAACACACAGGACAGCAGCCAGGGCGCCCAGGCAGGCUCACUGGGAAAUAACAGCCCGUCCUCGCCGUCAGUUUCAUCUGCUCAUGUCACCGAAGGCUCUCCAGAUGGUGACGAACUCCCUGAGGAAGAGGAUGGGGUUGGAAAUGGGAACGGUGCUGCCUUAUUUAAUAAGGAGAGAGAGAAGAGUGUUCCCAUUUCUCCGGGGCAGAAGUCAGAGAACAGCCACUUCUUCGCCUAUCUGGUGACCACGGCGAUUAUCGUCGCUGCUCUCUACGUUGCCUAUCACAACAAACGGAAGAUCAUCGCUUUUGCCCUGGAAGGGAAGCGAUCCAAGGGCGGCCGGCGGCCCAAAUCCGGCGAUUAUCAGCGGCUGGAUCAGAAGAUCUAGAUUCCUCCUCAGGUAUUCAGUGGAAGAAAGGUGCUUGGCAGCGAUGAGACUGGAAUGGUGGGGCCGCGCCGGCUGGCUGCCUGCUGUAGCACUGAAUCGUAGCUUUGCUGUUGUCUUCAGACCUCGGAGAGCAGGAGGAAGGGGAAAUGCUUUUACUUUUGCACCUGCACCUUGGUAAUCUUUGGUUCUCACUUCCUAAAAAUGUGUUUCUCCUUUCUCAACUGCCUGAACCGGUUUCCGCUUGGGUGCCUGGCUUCUAGACGUGGCCCAAGAGAAGCCAGCUCUGGCACUUGACAGAACAUUCGUGUCCAAAUGAAAUGGGCCUUUCCAUCUGCUGUACCGACGUCUCCUCUUGAAAAAAAAAUCCGCCUGCAAAAUGAGCCACGUGAUUCCUUUCAGUCACGGAGCUGCUGUGAGCAGCGCUGUCCUGCUGGAGGCACGGACGUUCUCUUUCUCUGUCCAUUGUAUUUGGAUGCUAAAGUUGGAGCGUGAUUGCACUAGCUUGGAAAUGAUCUGCCAAGGACUCUGUUUGGCUUUGUUUCUUUUCUUCCUCUCCAUGAUGAAGGCAAUGUUCGCUUCACGUCUCACUCCUCACUCAAUGCACUUAACGGAGCUGCCUUCGACCCUCGGUUCUGUCUUAGACUCCCUCACUUGCCCUGUGGCAGUUGUGCUCCGUGUGGCUCUGUUCCCGCGUGGUCCUCGCAGCUGAGAUGCUUGCACUAAUGAGGACAAUUAGUUUGAUGCUGUGAAAGCGAGCCGCUCAGGCUUAUGAGGUUCUGUGCCGUACAGCUGCAGCGAUGGAGCGAAUUUCACCUCCAAGGAUGACUGCGUUCCCUGUUGUUAAAAUGUCGUCGUGAUGAUGCAGAGUGGUUGACAGUCCUGAAGCAUUUGGGAUGAAUGAAACUCGCAGUCUUUCAAACCUCUUCCUCUCCUUCAGUGCUGAGCUCUGCAGCAGGAGAGGCGCAGCUCCUGCUGUGAGCAGGUUUGUCCUGCAGCCCCCAAACCCCUCUCUCCUCUCCUGCUGCUCUGUGCUCCCCUGCUUUGGGAGGUUUCAUGUGGUUGAUGUUCACCUCACCAGCAGCUUAUUGCUGUUUUCUCAGCUUCGCUGUGGGACACUGAAAUGAGGGCCGGGGAUGGACUAACACUGGUUGUAUUGAAGGCUGCAAAACAUGUUGAUUCCUGAGCUGUUUUGCUGGUCUUAUUUUUGUAGUUUUGCUCCAAAGAUGUUUUACUUGAGACAGGGCGCUUCUGAAGGAUGUAUGUAAAGUGCCUGCCUGGCUUCUUUCUUUCUUUGUUUUUCCUAAUGGGCAGAAAGUGACGGCUGUGGCUCAUGGAGGGCUCUUCACACGGGUGCUCAUCCCCCCCAGAGCUGCACAGAGGAGUCCUGUCCCCACUGUGAGGCCGGGGGGGGCUGCCUGUCCCCAGCCCUGCACCAAGGGUGAGCCGCCCACAGCUGCGGGGUGACGAGGGCAGGAAGUUCCCUUGUCUGGCCAUGAAGGCUACAGCUGUGUUCUGAUUUCCCAGCACAAAGGGAGAGAGGGACAAAGCCCCUCUUGCCUCGCACCUCUGGGAACGACUCCUAGGGCUUCUUUUCCCUUCUUAACGCUGUUAGGAUUUGUGCCACGUGUUUCAAACUGCUCAAGGAGCGCGAAGCCUUUUCCCUUUGGCCGUGGCACGUCUCUGAAUGGUGGUGUCUGUGGGUACGUGUCUCCUCCAGGUGGGGCUGCUCCUGGGCCCGCUGCCUUGCUGGUGCGAAGCAGCGCAGUUUGUUUCCUGCUGCAGUGCAACGCGACUUGCUUUGAAGGACCAGAAUUUUUAUAUUGCUUUGUACUUUUUUUUUUUUUUUCCCCUGUGUGGUAAAGUCAAUAAAUGGUUUAAAAAAAUA